UGCGUUCAAUUUGUCAUAUCCGUACGUGUCUUUGUAUUGGUAGUCGAAUUAAUUGGGAUUUGCUAACGUGAGAUAAGUCAUGUGUAAUUGUCGCCUUUUGUGAUUAAGUACAUUGUGAAAUGGAUGCAUGGGGAACUCUAGAUAUAGGAGCCGCUGCUAUCGUCAGGGAAGACUUGAAUAGUAGUUUCAGGAGGGCAAAGAAACUUACAAUCGAGAAACUGCCAGAAACAAUCCUUUGCCACAUCUUCAGCUACUUAAGCCACAAAGAAAUAUGUCGAAUGGCAAGAGUGUGCAUGAAAUGGCGUCGUGUAGCUUACAACACUUCUCUUUGGAAGAACGUUUCACUCCGCCCAGAAAUUUCAGGACUACAUGUUGGAUCUCUAGAGUUCCUUCUCUCCUUGAUCAGCAUCAGGUUCGGCCAGUCUUUGCGAUAUAUCGAGCUACCAAUUGAAUUGAUCACCCACACGGUUCUACACGAACUGGCAAACAAGUGCCCCAAUUUAACUCAUAUGCUACUUGAUUUCUCCACGGCUAUGCAGCUUCAUGAUUUUAGCGAGCUCCAAGCCUUCCCCACUAAACUGAAGUACCUGUGCAUUUGUCUAUCUGAAGUUAUAUUUAUGGAAGGUUUCAUGAGAAAAAUCUACAACUUCAUAAAUGGACUGGAAAUACUUCAUUUGAUCGGCACGUAUGAGAAAGUCGAAGAAGAAGAGGAAGAAAUAUAUGAAGUCAUCAACGUCCACAAGCUCAAGUCUGCUACGCCAAAUUUACGAGUUAUUAAUCUAUAUGGCAUUAAUUUUGUGGACGACAGUCAUAUAGAUGCUUUCAGUUCAAACUGUAUUCAGCUGGAAUGCUUGGCAGUUAAUUUCUGUAAUAAAGUCACAGGAUCCACGAUGAAAACUUUGUUUCAACGCAGCAGGAGAUUGAAAUGUUUACUGAUGAACGGAACGAACUUACAGAGUGAAUAUCUGAUGCAAGUUGAAUGGGAAAAGUGUUCUGUGCAGGAACUUGAUAUAACAGCAACUGACUUAUCCACAGAAUGUCUUCAAGAUAUGCUCACUCGGCUACCUGGCUUGAGAUUUUUGAGCGCUGGACAACUGAACGGAUUCAACGAUUCCGUUUUGAAAACUUGGAUGGAGGCAGGGAAUCCCAGAAAUCUGGUAGCUUUGGAUUUGGAAUGUUCAGACAAUUUGAGUGAGGAAGCAAUAUACAAAUUUCUGUGCAAGCAUGGCCACCAGCUCUGGGGACUGGGAUUAGCUGGUAUGACACAUAUAACUGAUUCCUUGUGGCAGACCGUUUUACCAAUUUUGACAAAUGCAAAGAUUUUGAUUAUGGGGACGCAAGAACGUCUAGGGGUGAACAUACUUGUUGAUCAGCUGAUGGACAGUAUUGCUAGAAACUGUCCAAAUUUGGAAAGAAUAGAAAUGCGAUGGGAUCCAGAAAACUUGAGAUUUUCGGACAAGAGCCAAAAAGCUAUCGAUACAAUCAGAGUUAAAUGUCUAAAAUUGAGAUGUUUGUGCCUGAGUGAUGGACGAUACUAUGAAGUGGUCACAGCCAACUUUGAACGAGCAGAUAGAAUGACUGUAGUUAGAACAUUAACAAAUUGCAGAAUUUCCAAUUACUAUUUACUAUUGAAUUAUAAAGAUUUGAUUUUCAACUGAAUGAUUACAAAUUCUAAACUGAAAAUAUUUUAUUAGUCUAUAACACAUUUACAGGACAGUUCCGAAACUUGUGUACAAUAAUUUUCUGCAACUAUAAACUAGAAUUGGAAUAAAUUAUGGAUAGAAAAAAGUAGUGGCAUUUACAUUAUCUGUACAAUAAGUUAUAUACAAAAGUAUAUUUUCCCAAUAAAGAUAAUCAAUACAAGUUGUAUUCA
This is a messenger RNA of Leptinotarsa decemlineata (Colorado potato beetle), 1873 nucleotides long. It is a transcript of the gene FipoQ, whose product is annotated as F-box/LRR-repeat protein FipoQ. The record is from RefSeq and is a predicted model, not a curated record. Gene Ontology annotation, molecular function: protein binding. Lineage: Eukaryota; Metazoa; Arthropoda; Insecta; Coleoptera; Chrysomelidae. Gene Ontology annotation, biological process: positive regulation of protein ubiquitination.